CAGGCUCCGCCAGCUGCGGGCGGAAAACCAUCACCAAAUCCCAAAAACCACCACGAAAUCCCAAAAACCACCACGAAAUCCCAAAAACCACCACGAAAUCCGGAGGGGAGGGAAGGAGGCGGCCGAGGGAGCAGCAGCAGCCAUGGAGGAGCGCAAAUAACGCCCUCAAGCCAUCCCCAGGCGAGCUGAAGCGCAGAGCGGCGGCGGCUGCGGGGAAAGCCGACCUGGAUGCAUCCCCACGCUCCUCCAUCCUCAUCCUCAUCCCCACCGCCAUCCGGGGGCUGCACCUGCUGAGCCGCAGCCACCGGGAGGAGGAAUGCCGAGCUGGCAGGGAGGAAGGCUCGCCUUUGUUCCCCUCUGAGCAGCGGCAGCGCCUGAGCCCUUCCUGGGGGCAUCUGCUGGCUCCAGCCCCCCCCGGGGAGCCAUGGGCACCACGGAGGCCACGCUGCGCAUGGAGAACGUGGAGGUGAAGGAGGAGUGGCAGGACGAGGACUUCCCCAGGCCUCUCCCAGAAGAGACAGGGAUGGAGUCCCUGGGAAGCCCCACGGAAGACGAGACCACGUCCUCUCCCCCCAACACCCUGAACUUCAACGGGGCCCAUCGGAAGAGGAAGACCCUGGUUGCACCUGAAAUCAACAUUUCCCUGGACCAGAGCGAGGGCUCCAUCCUCUCUGACGACUUCCUGGACACCCCUGAUGACCUGGACAUCAACGUGGAUGACAUUGAGACCCCUGACGAGACAGAUUCCCUCGAGUUCCUGGGCAAUGGGAAUGAGCUGGAGUGGGAAGAUGACACCCCCGUGGCCACGGCCAAGAACAUGCCUGGGGACAGUGCAGACCUGUUUGGGGACGGGGGCACGGAGGAUGGCAGUGCCACCAACGGGCGCCUCUGGAGAACCGUCAUCAUCGGCGAGCAGGAGCACAGGAUCGACCUCCAGAUGAUCAAACCCUACAUGAGAGUGGUGACACACGGAGGAUACUACGGAGAAGGUCUGAACGCCAUCAUCGUCUUUGCUGCCUGCUACCUCCCGGACAGCAACCUGGCAGAUUAUCACUACAUCAUGGAAAACCUCUUCCUGUAUGUGAUCAGCAGCCUGGAGCUGCUGGUGGCUGAGGACUACAUGAUCGUGUACCUGAACGGGGCCACGCCCCGCAGGAGGAUGCCAGGCCUGGGCUGGCUCAAGAAGUGCUACCAGAUGAUCGACAGGAGGCUGAGGAAGAACCUCAAGGCCCUGAUCAUCGUGCACCCCUCGUGGUUCAUCCGGACUGUUCUGGCCAUCUCCAGACCCUUCAUCAGUGUGAAGUUCAUCAACAAGAUCCAGUACGUGCACAGCCUGGAGGAGCUGGAGCAGCUCAUCCCCAUGGAGCACGUGCAGAUCCCAGACUGUGUCCUGCAGUAUGAAGAAGAGAGGAUCAAGGCCAGAAAAGAAAGGGCAGAGGAGAAACAGGACAUGGCUGAGAGGGAAAGCCGGCCCACGCCCCCAGCAGAGGAUCAGGAGACCAGGUUUGAGCUCUUGGUGUGGCUGGGACCCAUCCUGUGCCAUUUGUGAUCCAUCACCAGCAAAGCCAAGCCUGGCUUAGCCCCAGGGUCCCCC
Molecule: messenger RNA, 1594 nt
Organism: Serinus canaria (Common canary)
Lineage: Eukaryota; Metazoa; Chordata; Aves; Passeriformes; Fringillidae
Gene: ATCAY
Product: ATCAY kinesin light chain interacting caytaxin
Exons: 12
Coding region: 425-1549 (374 amino acids)
Biological process (GO): apoptotic process
Cellular component (GO): cytoplasm
Source: RefSeq, a predicted model, not a curated record